CACGAUAGGGCCCCCUUCUGUUUCUCAGAGAAGCCCGAAACCAAUUUUCCCCUAUCUUUGAUUCUUCGUUUCUCCCUCGUUCGGACUCCAAAUCAGGUGCCGUUUGAUCCCAGACGCUCGUAUUCUCGUCCUCUUUCUUCUCAUGACAAGAUUACAUGAUUAUAUGGUCACAAACUGGGGUAGAAAUCCCUUCUUCUUCAAGUCAUACCCGAGUUUCUUCCCCCGAGUGGCCAAUUGAUCUCCGAUUGACUUGAAACUUGCGCCUACGCUUCACUUUAUGUGCUAGGACCUGAAAUGUGACAAAGGAACACAACCUAGCGUAAAAUAGGCCAAAGAAGCAAUAAUGCAAGCUUAAACGAUCAAGAAACAAAAGGGAAAACAUGUGCAAAUAUCGAGUCAUCAAUCUACUAGUUAAUGUAGGUGCAUUCACAUAUCCUGUUUAUUUUGUUAUUCUUGAUGUACAUGAGGAUGUGGAUGUGCCUUUGAUUCUAGGUAGACCAUUUCUUGCCACCGCCAAGGCACUUAUUGAUGUGCAUGAUGGUAAACUGAUCUUGCGUGCUGCGAACGAACAGGCUACUUUCUCUGUGACUGAAUUCGAUCACUGUGCUAUGCUUGCUGUCACGCCUGUACAUGCCAUUUCUGAUCAGGUACAAGAACCUGUCGUGUAUCCUUCUGCACCUCUCAUUUUGCAGGACCCUCCUAUCAUUCCUUCGUCGCCACUCCAUCCAACCUCGCCUCCGAACAAAAAGAUCCAGGAGGAGUGGCAGCCGAAGCAGCAGGUUGCUAAGCCUGCACGGAAGAAGGGUGGAGACCACUACGAGCUGGUUCCACCUCCUGCACCACGACCACCCUGGCCGUCCGGGUACUCACUCGCCUGCAUCUUGCCGGAUGGCCAGGUCGAGCUGACCGAUGAUGGUGGUCGCAUCCGUCGGGUGCAUGGCCACAACCUAAAGCUGUACCUCAAGGGCGACGUGGAUCCGCUCUUGGAGGCACCUGUUCAUGCACCUCCCUGAGUAUCCACCAUGGGCAUCCAGCUAAAAGACGGUAAAGAAGCGCUUGUGGGGAGGCAACCCCACCACGGUUUGACUUUCUUUCUUGUGUUUUGAGUCGGAUUGUAAAUCGGUUUGGUUUUGGUUUGUUUUUUUGUUUUGGAUGAUGUAUUAUUGGGCUGACCAUUGGACCUAACAUAUUGUGUUUGAGCUCUUUGGUUUCCUUUAGCUGUGCUUCUCUUGACUGGUCCUCUCUCCAGUCCGCUUCACUCUGACUGGUCCGCUUCCAGUCUCCUGCAGUCCGUGCAUACUGGUAACAUCGUUCCCCUUUCCCUUCCCUCUUCUCCAUUGAGAGCAAUGUCGAUCUUAAGUGUGGGGGGGAUGUUUAUCUUUUGACUGCAUUAGAUCUGUUUGUGUGCUUGGAGCCUAGUCCACUGUCCAAAUUUUUAAAUUUAAAUUUGAGGGCUCCAAGUACGUGUUCCUUGCAAUUGCCUGCUCAGUAUGCUUUGAAUUGACAGUCUUUAUAGUAAUAUGCAGCCUAGGGAGGUAGUGUAGCACUAUGGAGGAUGUUGAUGCAUUUAAGAAGUCUCAUUGCUCCUUCAUAUUGUGUUGGUUGAUUGAGUGAAUUAGUGAUCUUAGGACCCCUGAAUUGUGUGGUGUUGUGGACUCUCUACCUGUCAUGGACUCUUGUUUCAGGUUUUGAGUUUAACAGGUGCUCGAAAAUGUGCUUUAAAAUAACGUCUCCCGUGCGAAUAGGGCGAAAGUGUGUAAGGGGAGACGGUAAUUCGUUUCCAAUUUCCACCUACUACCUCCAGCCCCCUUACAUGUCUUUCCCCCGCACGAGGCUCGAGACAUCCGUUCCUGGCAUGGCAGGUAAGAGCCGGGCUCCCGCAAAACCUCUGCUAGGUGGGAGCCCCCUUUUUCUGAAAAGCAGGUUGGGACCCUUGAAAAAAAGUAAAGAAAAAAU
Molecule: messenger RNA, 1956 nt
Organism: Linum trigynum
Lineage: Eukaryota; Viridiplantae; Streptophyta; Magnoliopsida; Malpighiales; Linaceae
Source: the annotation of a GenBank genome assembly